AUGUUUCAAUGCCGCCUCAACUCUCCUAUCCUUUCAUCCCAGUCCUCCCCUCCAAUCCCUUCUCUCAAAUCUCUUUUCUCUCACCUACUUGUAUCUUGCUGUGUCAUCUCUCUCCCUCUCCGAGACCCCCCCUGCAGUGACCUGAGCAACAACCGUCUGCAUGGAACCAUCCCCACUCAGCUCACCGGCCUUGUCCGCCUCACUCUCCUCAACCUGCGCAACAACCAGCUGACAGGCCCCGUACUGCAGCCCAUCCCAGCAACCCUCACCAUCUACGAUCUCGACAACAACUACCUCUCCUCAGGCUUCUCCUCCCCACCCAACUGCUCUGACCGCUCCAUCUCCUUCCGCUUCAACUGCCUCCAAACCCCCACCCAAGGCUACUCCUGCCCCACGCCUGCCACGCCCUCUGCUGUGGAUGCAGCGGUGCAGCGGCCGGAGGAGCUCUGUGAUGUGUUUUGCGGCGUGAGUGCUGCCGAUCCCCCGUGCGGCGGGCAUGGCUCGUGCUACGUGGAUGGGCCCAACAGAGUGCCCACGUGUGACUGCCACCCCGGAUUUGUCAAUGGGGAGCUGCCUGGAAGCUGCGUCCCUGAAGGAAGCCAGGAGGGCGGCCCACUGACCGUGCAGCCAACAGCAGCACAGACAGCAGUGAAGGGGAGGGCGGCAGUGGCAAGCAACGGCCGCAUCACGCUCACAGCCUCACAGCCCAACACGUGGGGUGCAGCGUUUCUCCAGCUGCCCAACCCACUCUUCUCCUUCGCCCUCAAGGCCGGUGCCUGCGGCCGCCCCUUGGCCUUCACCGUCUAUUUCUCCUUCUCCAUUCUCAAACCAGCCACCGCCCGCAGGGCAGCAGCCACAGCGGCGGGUGACGCAGGGGAUGGGUUUGCAUUUGUGAUUGCAGCCAGUGACGCUGCUACAGGCGGGAGCAGUGGCAGCAGUGACGGCAGUGGUGGCGGCUACAGUUUGGGGUAUGCAGGCAUGGAUGAGCGCAUCAUUGCAGUGGAGUUUGACACUGCCAGGAGCACCGAUGCCAACGACCCGAAUAAGAACCACGUGGGAGUGAGUGUGAGGGGCAACACCUCUUCCAUCGCAACUGCCAAAGCGCCCUUUACUCUCAACGACGGCACUCCAAAGCACGCCUGGAUCAUCUUCGAUCCUUCCCCUUCCUCCUCUGGUUCUUCUGCCAGCACUGGCUAUGGCAGCAGCAGUAGUGAAGGCACGGGGUGGCUGCGGGUGUUUCUGUCGGCCAAGGGGUCCCCUCGGCCUGGCAAGGCAGUGGUGGCGAUGCAGGUGUCGCUGUGCGAGUUCCUGCAGCCCAGUGCAGAGGAGGCGUCGUUCCUCAUGGGCUUCUCUGCUUCCUCCUCUGACUCCCCGCAGCUCCACUCCAUCCUCGCCUGGAACAUCACCACAGGUCUCCCGGAACCAACCACUCUUACAGGCCAGCAAUUUGGGUUCCGUUUCAGCGAGGCAUCGCUGGCACCAGUGGGGGCGAACCUGUUUUUCCGCUACGCCAGUGUGGGCGUGCAGGCAGUGCAGCCAGCAGGCGGAGGAGGGGGGGGCGGAGGCGGAGGGGGCGAGGAGGAGGAGGUAUGGGUUGUGAGCCAGGCGUUCUCCUGGGCCGACCAGGGGCUGCCGUGGCCUGUCCAGAACCAGGGCGCCUGUGGCGACUGCUGGGCGUACGCGGUGGUGGGCAGUGUAGAAGUGGCCUACAGCAUUCUCUUCAACCUCUCCGCAGUGCCGCUCCUCUCUCACACCCAGCUGCGUGAAGCCCUCGGAUCCUCAUGCUCGCAGGGCAACUCGCCCUCCCAGGCCUUCCAGUACCUCGUCACCCUCAUCCGCCAAGAGCAAAAGGCCACACCCGCCCCAGGAUCUAGCAAGCCAUCGGGGGGGGCGUUCAGAGUGAACGGGUUUGAGCGCACGGCGUUCCACGGCUGGUUUGGGCUGCUGCUGGCCGUGCAGCGACAGCCCGUGGUGGUGCAUGUGCAGGCCACCGCCCCCUCCUUUCUUGACUAUGAUGGGCUAUCCAAGUACGCAGACCCCUCGUGCUUCACGUACAACCUGAACCACGUGGUGCUGCUGGUGGGCUAUCGCCUCACCAGCUCAGACCCCACGUUCCCGCACAUGGCGCCGCCCUUCUGGAUCAUCCGCAACUCAUGGGGCCCGGAGUGGGGCGACGGCGGGCACAUGCGGAUGGACAUCCAGGGGGGUGACGGCGUGUGUGGGAUCAACACGCUGCCUGGGAUCUACCCGGUGGUGCACGCUGCCAAGGACCCCUGCAACGUCAACGGCACCACCAGUGGGGUGGAUGGGCCGCUCUUCAACCCCUGUGGCAACUUCACGUGCACGCCCACGCCUGAUGGGGCCAGCAACCACUGCGACUGCAACGACCCGCGAUUCGUCGAGGCGCUUCAACCGGACAACUCUCGCACCUGUGCUUACAAGGACGCAUGCAGGGCAGCAUUGCACAAUCCAUGUGCAGUGGGCACGUGUGUGAAUGAUGGCAAGGGGUCGUUCUCGUGUGUGUGCCCUCCGGGCUUCAGGCAGGGCACCACUGUUGAUGGCACCUUCUCCUGUGCUCCAGCAGCCCUCCAUAUCCUGAACCGCUCUACUAAGACCCGAAAUUCCGUGCCUUUUAAUCCCGAAUCUCUUCUCCUCGCUACCUCCAUGCCCCUCCUUGCACACGACCGUCUCCCACCAGUCUCCCUGCCUACUCUCUACCCACACACGCAUGCUCUCUCCUCUUCCCCUUGCCCAAUACCCCACCUGGCUUCCCACCCUCCUUGCUCUCCUAUCGUCCUCUGCUCUCACCAUCCUCCCACCGGAGGACAAGGCGACACAUGUGAGUCGCUAGCCACCUACUUCUCCCUCACCGCCGGCUGCCCCACUCCCACUGAGCCCUGCGCAGCAGCCUUCCAGGCGCUCAACCCCGGGCUGGACUCCUCUGAUGACAGCAACGGGGUGCUGCUGCCCAGCCAGGCGGUGUGUGUGGAGCGGCGGGCGGAGAGUGCAGCGGCGCUGCUCAUCCCGGUGUGCUCGCAGUUCUAUCUGGUGCAGGCCGGGGAGACGUGCGACCAGAUCCGCCCCUCCCCGCCGCUCUCCCCUCUCGAGUUCUUCCGCCUCAACCCUGGCAUCAAGUGCAGCCGCCUCGUGACGUUGGCAGCAUUACAGGCUUCGAGGUCUGCCCUACUCUUUGACCACACUACCCUCUGCCAUAACUCUUCCCUCCACACCGUCACUCCUCCAGUCCGCACCUCUAGACCAUGA
Molecule: messenger RNA, 3264 nt
Organism: Closterium sp. Naga37s-1
Lineage: Eukaryota; Viridiplantae; Streptophyta; Zygnematophyceae; Desmidiales; Closteriaceae
Source: the annotation of a GenBank genome assembly